AUGUCUGAAUGGCAGCCUGGGUCGUUGAACGACGAGAGCAGUACAAGAACACAUGCAGGGACUGGCGCCAGCGACAUUCUAGCGCACACGAGUCUGAAUACCCUUGUGUGGCAAGAUGCGCAGAUAGACCACGAUCAUUACUCUGGCUUUGAAAUGUGUCUCGAUGACCGAUCGUGGCUGGCAAGUAUCGAUGUCAGCAUGGAUCCAGUCGUCCCCGACCUUUUUUCAUCACCAUACGAUGUAUAUGCGACGGAAAGUGCCACAGUUUUGUCCGAUAGGACAAUGAACGACCAUCAUCCAAACCACAUGAACCCCGCCCCAGUGCCCUUCCAACCCGGUCUUGUACCGAUGCAAACCACGCCAUCUUCCAAUAUCGCAACCGCACCUGCCACACAGGAUCUCUUCCGUCCCUGCUACGCCGAAGAGAUCCCGCACGCAGACUCCGGACCAAAGAAAAUUCGCAGCCCGACAAGUGCAACACCCGAUCCCGAAGAUGCUGUUACAAAAGUCGGCUUUCUACUCAACAAUGGCAGGUUGAUGUGCGCCAUUGAGGGAUGCGAGCAGCGGACCUUCGCUCGUCCGGCCGAACUUAGACGACACCAUACCACCCUCCACGCCACCCAUAAACCGGACUUCUGGUGCCCGGUUUCAACGUGUCGUCGUAGUGUGGCUGGAAGUCGCGAGGCAUUUCAUCGGAAGGAUAAGUUGGCAGCUCAUGUGCUGAGCAUGCAUGCUGCACGCGGUUUGGAGCUGUUCUGGGGUAAAAAGAGUAAGGUCGAGUAA
Molecule: messenger RNA, 783 nt
Organism: Boeremia exigua
Lineage: Eukaryota; Fungi; Ascomycota; Dothideomycetes; Pleosporales; Didymellaceae
Exons: 4
Coding region: 1-783 (260 amino acids)
Source: RefSeq, a predicted model, not a curated record